Messenger RNA from Plodia interpunctella (Indianmeal moth), 366 nucleotides. RefSeq names its product ran-binding protein 9-like. Bases 1 to 366 code for a protein of 121 amino acids. NCBI's taxonomy places the organism in Eukaryota, Metazoa, Arthropoda, Insecta, Lepidoptera, Pyralidae. The transcript has 2 exons. The record is from RefSeq and is a predicted model, not a curated record.
AUGCCCGCGCCGCCCGGGGCCCACGGCGCGCGCUCCACGACCGGCGUGCCCGACGGCUCCAGCGGUCGCGCCCGCUCAUGCAACGUCCAUAACCCGGCGGCGUCAAACGACUGGCCGCCGGCGGCGCCGGGCGCGACACCCCUCCCGCCGCCGCCCAAUGGCGCGCCGAGCGGCACCCCGCGCCCGCGCCGCGCCAGGCCCCGCCCGGCGCCGCACCGCGUUGUUUUUUCGCCGCGCGAGGUGUCCGCCGCCGCCACACCUCGCCGCUCGCGCGGAGCGGGCGAGGCCGCGGCGACGCUAAUCUCGUUGACGACGCUCGCCGCCGCCUCUUCUAAUUGGCCACGUUUCCGUUCGUCCGUCAAUUGA